Ostrinia nubilalis (European corn borer) is the source of this 780-nucleotide messenger RNA. RefSeq lists its product as uncharacterized. Bases 340 to 780 code for a protein of 146 amino acids. The transcript is spliced from 6 exons. The record is from RefSeq and is a predicted model, not a curated record. NCBI's taxonomy places the organism in Eukaryota, Metazoa, Arthropoda, Insecta, Lepidoptera, Crambidae.
CACACGCACGCGUUCUGAGAACAACUCCUGCGCGCUUCGUGAUUCGAAAAUUGAUUGCGCGCGCGCCUGUGAGCUUGCAACUGUGUGCGUAACGUCACGCCGUGCACACGACACUCGCUACGUGUGCGUGACAAUUGUACACAUGUGUGAAAACAUGUGCGUAUGUGAUUUAUGAACGGACGACACUGGAUUCGGUAGCCUAGGGUGAAUUGACGAUUUUUGAGUGCCGUUUUGUGAGUUUGUUGAUCAAGUGUUUCGUGAAGUUGUGUUUUUUGAUAGUUUUUGUGUGUGGUUUACUCAUUCGCAUUACAUUCAGGGUACCCGCCGGUAGAAUAUACAAUGCAAACUAAAAACAUAAACCUCAGCCAAGACCAAAGAAGCAAAGAGUGUAACGACAAAAUGGGCCGCCAAGGGUUGUCAGACACAGACAGGUCAACGGCUCAGGCUGCCUUGCCUAACCAAAUCACGGCCUCGACCAUCGGUUCCACGUAUUGCGGCACAGUCUCGAGCCCGCCGUACAGGAUGCCGCCGGCGCCGGAGGCCGCGUUGCCGGGUGCGCCCGCGCCGUCCGCGCCGCACGCCGCCCUGCACACGCACUCCGCCAAGUUCCCUAUAGAACGCGAAGUGAUCCUGUCAUCCGGCGACAAGAACUCCAAGGUGCCGAUCCUGCAGGAGGCCAGGAAGAGAGGCAGGCUCGGUGCAGUCGCACCAGACACCCCGCCUAAAGCCCUGGCCGCAUGGACAUAUGCCGAGAUAAUUCCCGAUAGUAAAGUACCAUGA